This is a messenger RNA of Oncorhynchus nerka (sockeye salmon), 1383 nucleotides long. It is a transcript of the gene slc25a35, whose product is annotated as solute carrier family 25 member 35. The transcript is spliced from 5 exons. Lineage: Eukaryota; Metazoa; Chordata; Actinopteri; Salmoniformes; Salmonidae. Bases 284 to 1180 code for a protein of 298 amino acids. The record is from RefSeq and is a predicted model, not a curated record.
GCACACGUGAUAUGUGCGCACUGGUCCUGAUUAGCUGACAAACAGCUGAUGAACAUGGCAAGGACACAGUUUAAAGGACAGACGGGAGGAAGGCAUACUGUGUAGAAAUAACCACAAUGGAACAUACAAACUAUUUUUAGGGUGCGACCGAUUAUUUAUUAUCGUCCCGCAGUAGUCUGUGACCUUGGGAUUUUGACAGAUUUUGCUUAGAACCGGCGAUUUGGAAUUCUACAUAUCUUUCAUAUACCGAAUUUCAUUUAGCUAAGGUCGAGCCCAUUUAGCAAUGGAUUUUAUAUUGAGCGGGGCAGCUGCCUGCGGAGCUUGCCUGUUCACUAACCCACUGGAGGUUGUGAAAACUCGAAUGCAAUUACAAGGAGAGCUCAAAAACCGAGGGACCUACCAGAUUUACUACCGCAACGUUUUCCACGCUUUUUACACUAUCGGCAAAGUAGAUGGACUAGCUGGUUUACAGAAAGGGUUGGUACCGGGACUUGUCUAUCAGUUUUUCAUGAAUGGAGUUCGGCUUGGGUCGUAUUCAAUCAUUGAGUCAUCUGGAUACAUCCACACGGAUGGGAGGGUUAGUGCUGCUAAAACCACAGUAGCAGGGGCUGCCGCUGGAGUAGUGGGGGCAGUGAUGGGAAGUCCCAUCUACUUGGUGAAGACUCACAUUCAGAGUCAGGCCACUUCCUCUAUAGCUGUUGGACAUCAGUAUCAACAUCAGGGGAUGGUCCAUGCUCUGGCAGCGAUCCACAAGCAGCAUGGUAUCCUAGGCCUGUGGAGGGGCUCCAGUGCAGCUGUACCCAGGGUCAGUGUGGGGUCAGCUGCUCAACUCUACUCCUUCGCUGCCUCCAAGGAGCUUGUCGUCGACCUACAGGUGUUCCCAGAGGGCAGCUGGCUGGUGGCUCUGUGCGCAGGGAUGAUCAGCAGUGUGGUGGUGGUGGCAGCCAUGACACCCUUUGACGUGGUCAGCACACGGCUCUACAACCAACCUGUGGAUCAUACAGGCAAGGGAGAGCUCUAUAAAGGUUUUGGGGACUGCUUCUCGAAGACACUGAAGAUGGAGGGUGUGACAGGGCUCUACAAAGGCCUGGGUGCAUCCUACUUCCGUCUGGGGCCACACACCAUCCUGUCUCUACUGUUCUGGGAUGAACUAAGGAAGCUCUGGCAGCAGCACAGAUAGUAGCCGGCAGGCAGGACAAGCUCUACUCUGCCAGCAACACAGAUAGUAUCAGGAAAGGGAAUGGUCGCGUUCCAGGCCAUCUACAAAGCAGUUGCGCUGCAUAAAUGAUCCAAUGAUUGCCACGUCAUCUACAUUGCACCUGCUCAGGCCCACGUGUUCACACUGCAACUAUGCGCAUCACGUAUGUCUCAACCCCCCCAUCC